Molecule: messenger RNA, 1515 nt
Organism: Galeopterus variegatus (Sunda flying lemur)
Lineage: Eukaryota; Metazoa; Chordata; Mammalia; Dermoptera; Cynocephalidae
Product: zinc finger protein 347-like
Biological process (GO): regulation of transcription by RNA polymerase II
Molecular function (GO): DNA-binding transcription factor activity, RNA polymerase II-specific; RNA polymerase II cis-regulatory region sequence-specific DNA binding
Source: RefSeq, a predicted model, not a curated record
UUGACAUUCAGGGAUGUGACCAUAGAAUUCUCUCAGGAGGAGUGGAAAUGCCUGGACUCUGCUCAGAGGGCUUUGUACAGGGACGUGAUGUUGGAGAACUACAGGAACCUGGUCUUCUUGGGAAUCCCUUAUUUUGACCUAAGUGUUAUCUCCAUGUUGGAGCAAGGGAAAGAACCCUAGGCUGUGGAGAGCCAUGAGAAAAUAGCAAGAAAUCCACAUUGGCAGGAAUGGGCCAUGGGUGUGAACAGAAGUAUCUUUCUUGAAUGUGUAAUGAAGGAAUUACCAUCAAAAGGGAACAAGAGUACAGGAGAAGUAUUUCAAGCAAUGAUGUUGGAAAGACAUGAAAGCCAUGACAUUGAAGACUUUUCCUUCAGGGAAGACCAGAAAAAUAUACAUGUCUUUGAAUGUCAGUGGAGAGAUAAUGAAAGAAAUUGCAAUGGAACAUCCAUGACCCUUAAAGAGAGUCUCACUGGUAGAAGAGAUCAACAUGUUAGAAGGCAUGCAGGAAAAAUGCCUGAUAAGACUCAGGUUGGAUUUAGCUUUCAGUCACAUCUGCCUGAGCUGCAGGUGUCUCAGUCUGAAUGGAAAUUUUAUGAAUGUCAUCAAAUUGAGAAACCUCUGAAAAAAGGUUUUUCAGUUUCACCAGUUCAAGGAAUUUGUUCAAGUGUCAAAACUCUCAUUUCUAAACAGUAUGGGGAUGACUUUAUCUAUUCUUCAUCACUCUCACAAGGACAAAGAGCAAACACGUGGGAAAAACCUUACAAACUUAAUGAAUGUGGCAAGGUCUUUAGUUAUCCUUCAAACCUUACAAUACAUAGGAGAGUUCAUACCGGAGAGAAACCUUACAAGUGUACUGAAUGUAGUAAAGUUUUCACUCGAAGUUUACAUCAUGCAAUACAUUGGAGAAUUCAUACUGGAGAAAAACCUUACAAAUGUGAUGAAUGUGGCAAGGUCUUCAGUCGGUCUUCAAGUCUAGCAAAUCAUCGGAGAGUUCAUACUGGAGAGAAACCUUACACGUGUAAUGAAUGUGGCAAAGUCUUCACUCGAAAUUCACAUCUUGCAAAUCAUUGGAGGAUUCAUACUGGUGAGAAACCUUACAAGUGUAGUGAGUGUGGCAAGGCCUUUCGUACAGAUUCAAAUCUAACUAUCCAUCAGGUAAUCCAUACUGGAGAAAAACCUUACAAAUGUGAUGAAUGUGGCAAGGUCUUUACUCAAAGGGCACAGCUUGCAAUUCAUCGUAGAAUUCAUACUGGAGAAAAACCUUACAAGUGUAGUGAGUGUGGCGUGGUCUUUACUCAAAGUUCACACCUUGCAAUUCAUCGUAGAAUUCAUACCGGAAAAAAACCUCACGAGUGUAGUGAGUGUGACAAAGCCUUUAGUGUGCAUUCCUGCCUAACUGCCCAUCAGGUAAUCCAUUAUGGAGUUAUACUGUAUAUAUGUCAUCAGUGUGUCAAAUACUUUUUUCAGUGUUCUUGGCUUGCUACCCAUGAUUCCAUUACAAAAUAUAAUUAUUAA